Molecule: messenger RNA, 1260 nt
Organism: Penicillium odoratum
Lineage: Eukaryota; Fungi; Ascomycota; Eurotiomycetes; Eurotiales; Aspergillaceae
Product: putative RING finger domain protein
Exons: 2
Coding region: 1-1260 (419 amino acids)
Cellular component (GO): SUMO-targeted ubiquitin ligase complex
Molecular function (GO): ubiquitin-protein transferase activity
Source: RefSeq, a predicted model, not a curated record
AUGCUGACAUUUUUUGCCCUGAUGUUGAAGCGAACCAGUGAAAUGUCCCAAGAUUCCAGCGAAGUCUCUCAGCAAUCAUGGGCUUCCCACUUUCAUCCCCCCUCCCCGCAAAGAUCUAGUAGCCGACCCGCGGUAUUGCCACAUGGACAGCCUCAGCCUUCCCAUCCUGUGAUCGACCUUAACAAUGAUUCUAAUGUGGUUGAUCUGACGCACUCACCUGAGACGCCACCUCUAAGACUACACGACGGCACUCCAGAUACCCAGACAUCCCGUUCGGUACGGCCACCGCGAUUCGGCCGACCCAUCUUGAGGCGCGAGGUGGUGGAUUUGGUUAAUGAACCUGAUAGCCCCCCAGAACCUCCAUAUGGCAGUCGCUUGCCAGGAGCAUCGACAAUUCCUGGAUACAGGAGUACUCUCCAGUAUGUGUACAAUCCCGACGAUCCCACUCUCAAUAGGAUGAUUAUCAACCGCUUCCCCGGUGCUCAUAGGCCUACUCCUAGUGGAAGAACCCCACCUCCAUGUCCCGGAGAACGUGUUACAGGAUCGCACCUCGAUCAAUGGUCAUACAACGACACAAACACGUGGUCUAGUCGCAUGAUGCUUGUUUAUAACGAAAACCUUCUUCCUAUUUCAAGGAGAAAUCCAGACUACGACCACAAUCAAGACGUCCAAAUUCUCGGUUCUACAACUAGACCUCGGGAAUCCAACGCAUCUCGGUAUUUGCAACCGGAAACGGUCCGAAGAUACUACAACAACCGGCAAAUCAACGAACAAACCAGACGGAGGGAUUGGGCCGCAUCAAGGCGACAGGCUCGCACAUUUUAUGAUGCGGAUACGAUAGUGCUGGGUCAAAGUUCCCAAAGUCAGAAUGGGGGCCCCGGCAGUUUGAUUCUUGAUUAUGGAUCGGCAGCUUUUGAUAUUCAACAACCCACUGAAGGAGCUGAAGCUCAACGGAGCGACACUUACAAAGCGCCCAGUCCGGCACCGGAGGGCUUUACGCGUACCCUUGCAGACGACGAUGUUGCAAUUUGCCCCAACUGCUACUGCGAGCUCGGAGUCGGUGAUAAAAAGAAAGAGGAGAUCUGGGUCGCAAAACCAUGUGGACAUGUCUACUGUGGUGAAUGCGCAGAGAAUCGAUCCAAGUCCAAAGCUAGAAAAACUCCUUCAGCUCAAAAGACUAAACAUUUCUCUAAAUGCCAGGUCGCUGACUGUGGCAGGACACUCAGUGCGCCGACUGCUAUGUUUCAUCUCUAUCUAUGA